This is a messenger RNA of Leguminivora glycinivorella, 1241 nucleotides long. RefSeq lists its product as uncharacterized. The coding region runs from base 128 to 958 and encodes 276 amino acids. Lineage: Eukaryota; Metazoa; Arthropoda; Insecta; Lepidoptera; Tortricidae. The record is from RefSeq and is a predicted model, not a curated record. The transcript has 2 exons.
CAUGAACUAUGAUUAAACAUUUCCGAACGAACCGGAAACGUCGGUUGCCAUGACACUAUUCAAACGAACGUCAUUUUCUCGUAAACAAACGACCAUUACACUCCCUUUUUCUUAAAAAAACCUCAAUAUGUCUGAAAAAUCGAAAUUGGUGUCAUCAACGGCCCCCAAAACGUACAAAAGUCGUCCGUCGACUGUCGGGCCGCCGCCAACCAUGCGCCGUGCUCCGUCGACGGUAAUUAAAGAUCGCAACACACGUCCGACGAAAUUCAACAAAAAUGCUACUUUGGUAUACGACGCAGACUUGACUAUUCGUCCUGAGGUGUCCAUGCCUGAUUUUGAGAGUGAGAACAAGCAAGUAGCGUACGGGAAGUUUCUACGUCUAAUGUUGGAGGACUGUUUGUUGGAGGAGAAAAUUGAGAGAGAAGAAACGGAAGUGGAUAAACAAAUGGCGUUGCUUGCGGACAGGUUUCAGAAGACAAUGUCGCAGUUGGACAAGACUAAUCGGAGGCUGAAGGACAUAUCCUUCGUCCAGGAGCAGGAGAGACUAAUCCAAAUGCGCCACGAAGACAAUGCUAAAAUUUUUGAAGCAACAGCAAACAGUACUGCUCCGGAGAUCCUAACAAGCCUGUCCAAUACCGAGCAAGCUCACCUUGACAAGCUCGUCACAAAGAACGUUGAUUUCGGCUACGACAAGAACAGCGGUUACAAACAGCUCCUAGACGCCGUACAAGAUGCCAUCGGAGGCCUAGAGGAAAUCAAAAAGCAUUCAAACUUAGAUAUGAAUAAAUUCAAAGAAUAUGAGAAUGCGAAAACGUUGUCGGAGCAAAUGGAGUUGAGCAAAAUGGAUCUAGAGAUGUUGAAGACGGAGUUCGAGGUGAAGUUUCCAAAGUUUAGCGAGAAGUUGCUGAAGGAGGCUUCGGAGAAGUUUGCCAAGAUGGUGGAGGAUGGGGAGGAGUGAAUUUUUGUUUAUUCAUAGAUGUUGUGUUGAAUGUUAAUUAAAAUAUGCAGUGUAGUCGAGUGUUUUGUUAUCUGUAUGUUUGUCGAAGUGUUGAGAGCUCUGACCACCACCGCCAUCAUUUUCACCAGUGGAGUAGGGACUUACUUUUCUUAAUUCUUACCAAUAAUAAUAAUAAAAUACAUAAAAGCAAAUAUAAGGUUUUUAUGAAAGUAUAUUAUUAUAUUCUGUAACUUAAAUGUAUGGCUAUUUUUAUACUGUGUAAAAUAUAUUUUGCUUGUUGAAU